CAAUUUCCAAAAGAAGGAACCAUAGGAAUCUGUAUAGUUGGACUUGCUAAAAUGGAGUUGGUGAAAAGGAUUCCUAGCCACAGCUACCACCCAAAGAUCCAAGUACUGCAGAGGAUCCAGGAGUACCCAAAGGAGCUUCCCAGGCUGUUGCUUAGCAGGAGCUGAACAAACAUGCUGAAGAAGCAGUGGCAGACCUUGAUUCUGCUCGCAGACACUGAACGUCUCUAUACUGUCGUAUUCCAAGAAAUCUGUGAGCGUUUUGGAAAAGCCUACACGUGGGAGGUGAAAUCCUUAGUCAUGGGUAAAAAAGCAUUGGAGGGAGCACAGAUUAUUCGAGAUAUUCUAGAGCUUCCGAUGACCAAAGAAGAGCUGCUGCAUGAGAGUAAAAUGAAGCAGGAGAAAAUAUUUCCUAGUGCUGCAUUGAUGCCAGGUGUUGAAAAAUUGAUCCGCCAUCUACACCAGCACAACAUCCCCAUUGCUGUUGCUACAAGCUCAGCUGGAGAGACAUUUGAGAUGAAAACAAUCAAACACAAAGGUUUCUUUAGUUUAUUUAAUCACAUUGUAUUGGGAGAUGACCCAGAAGUGAAGAAUGGCAAGCCACAGCCUGAUGUGUUUUUAGUAUGUGCAAAGAGAUUUCACCCAGCACCUCCUCCAGAAAAGUGUCUUGUGUUUGAAGAUUCUCCCCUCGGAGUCAAAGCAGCAUUAACAGCCAGGAUGCAAGUAGUUAUGAUCCCAGAUGAAAAUUUGAAUCAAGACCUUACAAAAGAAGCAACUGUGGUUCUGAAAUCUAUGGAGGACUUUAAACCAGAAUUGUUUGGUUUACCACCAUAUGACUAAUCACUAGUAUAUCUCAACGUGUUCUUGGUUUGAGGGAACAUUAGAGGUGGGGUGAAAACUCAAAGUACAAUUUAUCAUUAUUUUGAUCACUUUUUCCCAAAAAACAAAAGAUCAGACAUCCUGGUAACACUGUGAGAUUUUUCCAUAAUUACAUAUUAAAUUUGACAAAAUGAUCAUUGGAAGGAUUAUCUCCUCCCGCCUACUCAUUAUCUGUUCUCUGCAUAGUGUAAUGUGCCCUCAGUGCAUUUGUGAAAAGACAGGCUCCUGCACCUCUGUAUGGAGGUUCUUCUUCUGAUAACAACAAGCUGUUUGGAACACACUGACUCUCAGUCUUAUCAUUGCAGAACUCUACUUGUUACAAAUUGGCUCUUGCCCUAACACAGUUUUCUCCAGGGUUACCAUACAUCCAGGUAUGGUUUUCCUGGACAUGUCCUCUUUUUUGGCCCCAUGUCCUCUUGUCACGGGGGGCAGGUUUUUAAAAUGCAAGCAAAUGCCUGGGUUUUUCCUCUGCCUCUGCUUUUCCCCAGCACUUCCAACUUUGCUGCUUGGGGCUGGGACCAGCAGGGCAAGGUGACUGGCUGUCAGAGGAUCAUGUGCUCUGUGUGGAGGCCCUGGCAGCUGCUUACAAGUAAGAGAUACGGAGACAAAGAGUGUGUGUGUGCACGCAUGCAUGCAAGCUGCGUGGGGAGCAGGGCUGGGGGGGCAGGGGCCUGUGGGUUGGGAGUAAGGAACACUGA
Alligator sinensis (Chinese alligator) is the source of this 1574-nucleotide messenger RNA. RefSeq names its product pseudouridine 5'-phosphatase (gene PUDP). Gene Ontology annotation, molecular function: phosphatase activity. NCBI's taxonomy places the organism in Eukaryota, Metazoa, Chordata, Crocodylia, Alligatoridae. The coding region runs from base 172 to 837 and encodes 221 amino acids. The record is from RefSeq and is a predicted model, not a curated record. The transcript has 5 exons.